Molecule: messenger RNA, 516 nt
Organism: Kalmanozyma brasiliensis GHG001
Lineage: Eukaryota; Fungi; Basidiomycota; Ustilaginomycetes; Ustilaginales
Exons: 1
Coding region: 1-516 (171 amino acids)
Source: RefSeq, a predicted model, not a curated record
AUGCCUUAUAACAACAACGUGAGCAGCGCUACUGCCACGUCUGCUGCUUCGCAGAGCGCAGGCACCGGUGAUAUUGCUACCGACGCCACCAUUGGGAAGCAGGUGGCAGAAUGCAAGAACAGAGCCCACGCCGAGAUCCUCCAGGACCUCAUGGACUUGUAUCGGGAGAGCAGCAGGAAGCACUUUCAAACCAAGGACGUGUUCCGUGCAUGGUGCGAAUACCGGUACAGCCUUGACAAGCAUGAUAUGCUUCAUCUCUUCAAUUCCCUCAAAGAAACCCAUUUGGAGCUGAAAGCGAUCUGCAACGAGGCCAGAGAGGCCAACCCGGAUCUCAAGAUGUUCAAGUCGGUAUGGAACCGCAAAAAAAGGGAAUUUUUCGAUGUAGAGGUCAACUCCUACGAGGACCACAGCGGCGAAUGGGAGUCGACUGAUGACGUGAUCUCCGACGAUGAGGCCUCCGCUAAAGAAGAGGAUCCUGCCGACAAAGAAGAGUCCAUUGACGAAGAGGCCGACUAA